CAGUUUGAGAAAGGAGAGGAAUCUGUUAGAGAAAACCGUCCAGAUGUGACAAAAAAUGACAAGAUGGAUUCCGUUGUCUUGUUCAGGGGCUGCUGCUGAGCAUCACUUUGUUUAUUAGGAUGGUUCUUGUCAGUCACAGGGAAAUUUGGAUAUGGAUAAUGUAGCUGGUGAUGAAUCUGAAAGCCUUUCCGAUGUUGAUGAUGUUGAGGUUGAUGGGUACCUUCACAAUGCGGAGGAGAAGCAUUAUAAAAAGAUCAUUUGGGAAGAAAUGAACAGGGAGUAUCUCGAGGAACAAGCAGCCAAGGAAGCAGCAGCUACUGCCGUUAAGGAAGCACAGGAGAGUGAUUUACAGAACUGUUCAGAAGACUUGCUCAAUGCACGGGAACUUGCUGCUGCGGCUGCUGCAUCUGUGGCAAAAUCAAGAAAGGAAAUGAAACAGAAACGAGCAGCAAAUGCCAAGAAUGGAACUCCAGCUCAAACUGCUGCGGGAGCCACCCGUGAAAUGCUAACUAAGAAGAGGUUAAGUUCAAAAAUCAACUAUGAAGUGCUGGAGAAGCUGUUUGAUGAUUCUACUGCUCCAGAGAACUCCAAGAAAAAACGUGUUGAAUCAGAUCCUGACAAUGAUGCCUAUGGGCAGCAAAUCAGCGAAGAAUCAGGUGAGAAAGAAGUUGAAUCAGAUGUGGUGGAUAACAAUGAUGAUUUCAGAGAGGAUGACUAUGAAGAAGGAGAUGGUGGAUUAGCUUAUGGUGAUGGCUUGUAUUAUGGAAAUGAAGAAGAUGGAUAUGGUUAUGAUGACGAUGAUGAUUAUUGAUGUGGAACUCAACUCCUUGUAUGUUUAU
Telopea speciosissima is the source of this 839-nucleotide messenger RNA. Its product is annotated as transcription factor IIIB 90 kDa subunit-like. NCBI's taxonomy places the organism in Eukaryota, Viridiplantae, Streptophyta, Magnoliopsida, Proteales, Proteaceae. Bases 152 to 811 code for a protein of 219 amino acids. The record is from RefSeq and is a predicted model, not a curated record. The transcript is spliced from 7 exons.